UGCUUGCCUCGGCACCAAAACCCUUCCGCUCCUCCGUUGCGUCCCCAACGCCGCCAGCAGCAUCUCCAUUCCUCCCGCCGCCGAUCUCCCUCUCAUCCGCCUCCACUUCCAGCCCGCGCGGUGUAUACCGGCAUCCCCUGCCCACGCCUCCUCCGCCCCACCCCUCGAUCUAUGCGGCGGCGGUCAACCCAGAGUCCAUUGCCCCGCCCGCCGACGCCCCCGCCCUCUCGCUGACAGGCGCACACGGCGAAGUCUUCACCGCCAGCGAUGCAGAGGCUACUAUCGAGGGCUGCCCGCCGGUGCACCAAUUCCUCCUCCGCGGCACACAAAUUCCCUCACGCGCAGGCGAAUGCGGCAAGUGGAGUUCACUCCGAAGAGGCCUCAACUUGUUCUAAUGAAUAUGGUACAUGGAGGACUAGUUUGGCUAGAUCCAUGCAAACAAAUAUUGUCAACGCUCUCCGUAGAGGUGAUCGGCAACAAGCAUCAUUGAUUCUCUCAAACUUUCGGCACACUAAUGGGGCAUUGACUAAAGAAGAUGUUUCUUUUAUAUUGGAGUAUUGUGCAGAAGCACCUGAUCCUUUGUUUGUCAUGGAAACUUUGGAACUAAUGGAGGAGAAGGCCAUUGGCAUGAGUAAAAAUAUCUACAGAUCUGUCAUUCGAGCCCUCAGCAGAGGAGGGUAUUCGAAGGAGGCACUUCAUUGGCUGACUCUCCUAGGGGAAAAAGAAAACACUUAUGGCUCUUUGCCGUUUUUUAAUAUAUUUUUAAAUGCAUGUGGAAGUACUGCUAAUAUGAAGGAUGCCGAAUGCUGUCUAGAGAAAAUGGAAAAUCAUCUUCUUGGGUACUCUGAAAUAACAUACUGUGAGCUUCUGAAGCUUGCAGUGUCACACGGAAAUCUGCCUGCAGUUCAUGAUAUUUGGAAGGACUGCACUAGGUAUUAUAGGCCAAGCAUUAUUACACAAAGGAAAUUUGUGAGGUCUUUAACUAUGUUAGGUGACCUUCAAUCCGCAUAUCACAUCUUGCAGCAUAUGGUAGCCCUUGCUGCACAAAGCUCUGACCAUCUGAGGGUGUCUUCUAAAAGAAGAUACCAAUCAUCAAGAUUAGACAUUCCUGUACCUGCUUUGAGUGGAUUAGAAGAUCUCAAACUAUUUUGGGACUGUAACCCGCCAUCAUCUCAAGGGGCGCUGGCACAAUCAAUUGAUUCUCAGCCUGAGCAGUUUGAGGAGAAAACUCAGUCAUUGGAAAAUGUGCAAUUGAAGGCCUAUGUUCUCUCUGCAGGCAAUAAUCUUGCUGAUAAGGUUGAACUAGAGAGUGGGAGUAUUGCAGAGACAUUGAGGUUUGCACCAGUUGCAGUAAUGAAAAUUUUGAGGUGGUCUUUCAAUGAUAUUAUGCAUGCGUGUGUACAGCUUAACAACUGUCAGUUUGCUGAGCAGUUAUUUCUAGAGAUGCAAAAACUUGGAUUGCAACCGUCAAAAUUUACGUAUGAUGGUUUUGUCAAGACUGUGAUAGCUGGGAAAGGAAUUGCAUAUGCCGUCAAAGUGAUUGAAGCGAUGGAGAGAAGGGGCAUUGAACCUUACAAUGAUACACUUGCUGCUCUCUCAGUGGGCCAUAGCAAAAAUUUGCAGUUGGAUCUGGCCGAGAACUUUUUGGAAAGAAUUUCUGAGAUACAACCAAAGCAUAUACGUGCUUUUAACGCUUUGUUUUCUGGAUGUGAGAUUAUGAAUGAACCAGAAAGAGCUGUGCGCAUACUAGCUAAAAUGAAACGUGCGAACAUGAAGCCAAAUCUCAGGACUUAUGAGCUUUUGUUUUCUCUGUUUGGCAACGUCAAUGUUCCUUAUGAAGAAGGAAAUGUGCUCUCGCAUGUUGAUGUUUCCAAAAGGAUUAACAUUAUUGAGGCGGACAUGUUAAAUAAUGAAAUCCAACACAGCUUUGUGUCUAUGAAGAACUUGAUACGAGCUUUUGGAGCUGAGGGAAUGAUAGAGGAGAUGUUGAGGUACUUGAAUGUAGCUGAAAAUGUCUUAUGGAACAUGGAUCCUUAUCAGAAGAGUGUUCUCUACAGCAUUGUGUUGGAUGCUCUGGUUGAAGCCAAGGAAACUCACAAAGCAAUAACAACCUUCAAGAUCAUGAGAUCAUGCAGCCUUCCAGCCAAUAUUUCGAUUUAUAAUACCAUGAUAGAGUGCUGCAAAUUGUUGCAAUGUUGGAAAUCAGCUAGUGCUUUGCUGUCUUUGAUGCUCCGAGAUGGCUUCUGUCUGAAGGUUGUGACUUUUACAUCCCUCCUGAAGGUUGUAUUAGCAAAAGAGGAUUUUGAGGGGGCCCUGGAUCUGCUAGAUAUAUGCAAGAUCGAUGGAAUUCAGCUUGACGUACAGAUUUUUAAUACAGUACUCUCACAUGCAUAUGCUAGAGGUCAAAUUCAUGUUGCUGAAUAUAUUGUGGAGUGUAUACAUCGAGCGAAAAUUCAACCUGAUCCAUCAACACUUUGGUACACAUUUUGUGUGUACACGGAGCAUGAAUUGUACAAUACUGCAAUUGAGGCAUUGCAAGUCCUCAGCUUGAGAAUGAUACCUAAGGAUGUCAGCGUUCUUAGUGAGAAAGGGAUUAUUUUGGAAGAUCUAAUCCUCAGUGAAGAGCCGGAUGCUGAAUUGAGAAUCAUAAGGAUGUUUGAAGAAGGUGAAGAGUAUCUUGCGACAGCUUUACUGAACCUGAGAUGGUGUGCAACAAUAGGUGCCACCAUAUCUUGGUCACCUGAGGAGAGUCUAUGGGCAAGAAGGCUGGCAUCCUCGUACGAUGCUAACAAGAGACCGCAUAUAUGGUGAAGUUUGUGUCUGCAGCAUGCAUCGGUUUAUUAGUUCCUUUCAGAAGGGACUGGUCUGUUAGCCUGUUGUAGAGUUCUAAGAUGCUUCUAGGCCACCGGCUUGUGAUGCGAUUCUUUACAUUACUUGAUAGGAUGCUUCGCUUCCCUUGUUAUUCGCCUAACUGUAACCGGUGCUGAUUAUAUUGACUGUCAGGAGCAUCAGCUUCACAAAGUUGGUAGGAACAUUUUUUAUGGUGACGAAGAUCGAGGCACGUAGCAGUGACAGAUGAGUAAGAGAUGUUACAACUUACAAUAGCUGGAAGCUGUCUUGUAACUCAAACACCCGUGCAGGUUGUUUUGGUGGACGAUUUGAAUUGAGUUCUGAAUGACAAUUGUCUGACAAAGGUAGAUUGGAGGUAGGCUGGAGAACCAUCAGGUCUUUGUGCAGUCAGCAAUGUUGUACACCAUGUACAAGUUCUUCAUUAGCAGUCUUUUGACAGCCGUUCUGUUCACUUCUCUAGGCUGCUCGAAUAACAAACCAACAAUAACAUGGCAUCAUUAUGUGUCUAUGAUAGUAUGAUCCCCCAAUUUAUCCUGUGGUUUUGCACCUAAAUGUUAUUUGAUCGACUGUACUGCUUUUGCAACUGUUACUACUGUUAGAAAUAUAGUUUUUAUCCAUUAUGUAUAGGUUGGUUUAUUGAGUUUUUGUCCUGUAUUUUUUAUAUAGUCUAUAUUGCUUUAAGGGAUUAUCAUUAAAUAUAAGUUGUUAUUCUUAAUAUGUUAUUAGAGCUAGGUUUUUAAUAGU
This is a messenger RNA of Phragmites australis (common reed), 3594 nucleotides long. RefSeq names its product pentatricopeptide repeat-containing protein At1g76280. Gene Ontology annotation, molecular function: protein binding. The record is from RefSeq and is a predicted model, not a curated record. The transcript has 15 exons. The coding region runs from base 268 to 2811 and encodes 847 amino acids. NCBI's taxonomy places the organism in Eukaryota, Viridiplantae, Streptophyta, Magnoliopsida, Poales, Poaceae.